GGAAACAUAUCGGGUCAUUUGACAGGUGUAAAGAGGUCUGAUCGGGAGACCAAUUCUGAUUGGAUACCUACAUAAACCGAAAGUAGUAAAACUCUGUGUAUUCUCAGUUUCUGUUCAAAACGACUGUGGUUAACGGAGGGAUUACGGGAGUGAUUUAAAGCUUUGAUCAGCUAGUCAGUGACUCGGAGACCCUUUAUAUAAUAUAAUAUGGUUGUGACAAUGGCAGGUAAAAAUGUCUGCUGUACCUUGGUCGGAGAUGGAAUGGUCGGAAAGACUUGUCUGGCUAAGGUGUUCACGGACAAGACUUUCCCUGACCAGUAUGUGGCGACUGUUCAGGACAGCUACAGUGGUCAAGCUUGGUUUGCCGGUGACCAGUACAGCAUCACCAUCACAGAUUCGGCUGGAGAGCAUGAAGGAAGUGACGUUCGGCGCGUCAGUUACGACAAGUCUGACGUCAUCCUGCUGUGUUACAGUGUUCUAGACCGAGAGUCGUAUGCCAGUUUGCGGACACACUGGUCAAGGGAGGUUGGGAGUCUGGCCAAACGAUGUCCGGUUUUGGUGGUGGCCUUACAGACGGACAAGCGGACGUCCAGACACGUGACUACAACAGAGGGACGGAGUAUGUCUAAGUCAAUAAAGGCAAAUGGGUUCAUCGAGUGUUCGGCGAAAAACGUAAACGACGUCAAGGAUGUCUUCGAGAACGUGGUGCGCAUGUGCCUCAGAAACAGGAAACGGAAGGCAAACUUGUUGAAGAGGAUACUUGGACGCUGAGAACAUUAUGUAUUAUCCAACCCCAGGAUUUUACUGAUAAACCCCAAUGUCCGCAUUCGACAUAUGACCUGUGUCAGAAAAAGUCGAAGACUGCUUCGACCGCUCCAGACCGUACAAGGUCGUAUGCUAUACUGAAGGUCACACACGUAAAGGACAUCAAAUGAAACUGGCCAACGGUCAGUUUGAAAGGCGUGCAUAAUGUUCCCGCAUACGUGAAAACAUGGAUUGCUACCAACCUGACUGACAUUUCUGGAAAACUUUACAUUGAAAAAGCUCAAUCGUGCAUUGACUGGACAUAACGUACAGUUAAGAUUUGUUAGCCAUUUCCAUGUACAAUGUAGUUUUAGUUUCCGGUCACUGUCCAGGAGGGAAAUGGACACAAUGUGUGUUGCGAUGUAUAAAAUCUCCUAAUACCCCUAUUCUUUACCGAGAUGUCCCGGGGGGUCGGGAUCGUGACAAAGUGCGCGUGACAUGCCUUAAUUAUGCUGUAUUUGUCACCGAUAUAGAUGACGGGCAUCAGUGAACGUAAAAUGGACAAGAACUUGGGUGAUUUAAUUACAGGUUCAGUUUGUGUUGACUGCCUGGAGACAAGGGGAGUGGUCUCUUUAUACAACCGUGCGGUUACACUGUUUAUGCUCAUUUGUGGCUAACCUGAAUUAUACCUGAAUUAAAGAUACCACACAAUGA
This is a messenger RNA of Pecten maximus, 1458 nucleotides long. RefSeq names its product rho-related GTP-binding protein RhoH-like. The coding region runs from base 208 to 771 and encodes 187 amino acids. Gene Ontology annotation, biological process: small GTPase-mediated signal transduction. NCBI's taxonomy places the organism in Eukaryota, Metazoa, Mollusca, Bivalvia, Pectinida, Pectinidae. The transcript is spliced from 2 exons. Gene Ontology annotation, molecular function: GTP binding; GTPase activity. The record is from RefSeq and is a predicted model, not a curated record.